AUGUCCGGAGCAAAGGCUGCGCUGAAAGCCAUCGGCGCCGCCAUCAAGGCCCAAAAAUAUGAGGAUGCUGUUCAACAAGCUCAGACACUGCUAGCAUCAGACCCCAAGAGCUAUCAGGCAAAUAUUUUCCUAGGCUUCGCAUUGAGCAAACAAAACAAUUACACCGACGCAGAAAAAGCUUACGAUUCGGCAACAAAGAUAAAAGAAUCGGAUCCCCAAGCAUGGCAAGGUCUUAUACAGGUGUACGAAAAGCAGGGCGGCGAGGCAGUGGGCCGGUAUCAGGUGGCAGUCUUAAAAUUGGCGGCGAUAUACCAGGCGCUGGACGACAAAUACAAGUGUCAAGUUCUCGUGGACAAGUUUCUUAGUUUCGCGAAGACUCAAGGCACACGCUUGCAUUACAAGAAGUCUCAAGAGAUAAUAUUGCCCGGUUCCCCAAUAUAUGACUAUCUCGAAGGCAGAGUGCCCCACCCCGCCCACACAUAUCAAAUAAUCACCCAGAUCACUGAAUUCGACGAGAAGGAGCGCAUAAAUAAGGAAAUUGGCGAGCGAAGGACUAGGCUUGGAGCUAAAGUUGGCCAAGUUACUCUCGAGGUCAAGCGGGAGGUUUUCAAGCACAGUGAUCUGGAAGACCUUUACACCAAAGUUAUAGACUGGAGCAAUGAUGAUGAAAUUCGUCGUCAAUACGAAGAAAAGCUUGUCCAAAGAUGCCUCGAUGUUAUGACAGCUCUCCCACCGGGAGAAGAGAAGUCCCAAAAGUGCGCCAGGGUCAUGAAACUAGCCACCGACAUGGUCAUCAUAAAACAUCCCUACAAGUUAGCUUGGGACAUCGCAAUCGAGUGGAAAGAUCCAGAGAAUAUUGGUGAUCUGGAUCCAAAUAUUCUGCGUGAGUAUUACGCGUUUUUCCCAACCAGCGGUCUUGGCCAGAUUUUGCGUGGAUUUAUGACCUGCGAAAUAUCUCCAUUUCCACCCUCUCAGCCUCCUUCUCAGCCGGUUGAGACUGGUACGACAUCGGAUGAAAGUGAAGAUGACGACGAUGAAGGGGGUGGGGUUUAUCUAGCCGAAACAUUCACUGCAGAAGAUCGCUUGGCCUUGAUGUUGGAUGGAAUGUCGGAGUCUGGAAGGUCGAUCAUAGCCCACCGAUUGAUGGGCGAGUAUUAUCAAUUUCUAGAGGAGUAUGAGGGCGCGGUUGAACUCAUGCGUAAUGGGAGACGACUGAUUGCAGAGGAGCGCAACAAAACCGGAUUAAAAUUCGAGCAUUCAUCUGAAUCGAUAACUGCGCUAUUUGGCACGGCACUAGUUUUCUACCAAUCGCCCAAGAAUCAUCCAGAAGCCAAAGCAUUAUUCGACGAGCUACUUGCCCGAAAUCCAGCAUCAACUCCAGCUUUGAUUGGGAUUGGUUUGAUCUACGAAGAGGAAGAAGACUAUCCAGCAGCAAUUGACUUUCUUGGGCGUGCACUGGAAAGAGACCCGAAAAAUACUCGCAUCAAGGCUGAAGCUGGUUGGGUGAAGGCUCUCAACGGGGAUUACGCUCUAGGUAAAAUGGAACUAGAGGAAUGUCUCCCGUUGAUAGAUAUCAAAGAUUCGAGAAUGCGAGAUCUGUAUGCUCAGUGUCAAUAUCGUAUUGGCACAUGCAUCUGGAAUAUUGAUACAUCGAAGUCCGCGCGGAAAGACAGAAACGGUGCAUAUGCUUACUUCUUGGCCGCUUUAAAGAGCAAUCUCAAUUUUGCGCCAGCCUACACAAGCCUUGGGAUAUACUACGCAGACUACGCCAAGGAUAAGAAAAGGUCGCGAAAGUGCUUCCAAAAAGCUUUCGAACUUUCAGCUGCUGAAGUGGAGGCUGCGGAACGGCUGGCAAGGAUAUUUUCAGAGCAGGCCGAAUGGGAACUCGUCGAGGCUGUUGCACAGAGAGUGGUUAACUCUGGGAAAGUCAGACCAGCACCAGGUUCGAAGAAGAAAGGCAUCAGCUGGCCUUUUGCAGCUCUCGGGGUGUCUGAACUAAAUAGGCAGGAUUACGCCAAGAGUAUCGUCUCUUUCCAACACGCACUUAGAAUCGCGCCUACGGAUUACCACUCCUGGGUAGGCCUCGGUGAGAGUUAUCACAAUUCUGGACGCUAUAUUGCGGCCACAAGAGCGUUUCAACAUGCAGAGAAAUUCGAACAUGAAAUAGAGCAGCAAAAAUCUGGCGAGACUUGGUUUGCGAAGUAUAUGCUUGCCAACGUUAAGCGAGAGCUGGGUGACUAUGAUGAGGCAAUCGAAGAAUAUCAAAGCGUUCUCGAGGGGCGACCAGCCGAAUUCGGAGUAUCUAUAGCUCUGAUACAGGCGCUCGUUGACAGUGCUUGGGAUGGUGUUGAUAAAGGUCUUUUUGGACAUGCUGCUAAACGCGCAACCGAAACCAUUGAUGCAGCUAUCAAACUUGCCGAUAGCAGAGCCGAUGUGUUCAAUCUUUGGAAAGCGGUUGGGGAUGCCUGUUCAGUCUUCUCGUGGGUACAAUGUUAUCUCUCAGACUUUCCAGCAGCGAAGAUCAAGCGCUUGCUUCAAGUGAAGGAUCAUAAAGAUGCCUUUACGGUAUUUGCCGAUGUCGAUGGUGUUGGUAUCGAUGUUGUGUUUGCUGAUGGCCUCUUCGCAAAAGAUGAGGAAGAUGGGGUAAACCUCACGCGCUGUCUUCACGGGGCAAUCCUAGCUCAUAAACGAGCAAUAUAUUCCUCCGCAGACGACGUUCACGCCCAAGCUGUUGCAUAUUACAAUUUAGGCUGGGCUGAACAUCGUGCCCAUGUUUGCCUAGGUGGGAGACUAAAGAAGAAAUCGACGAGAUACCUGAAAGCAGCAGUACGAUGUUUCAAGCGGGCCAUCGAAUUGGAAGCUGGAAACUCGGAGUUCUGGAAUGCACUUGGUGUCGUCACCAGCGACCUGAAUCCAAAGGUUGCGCAGCACUCAUUCGUUCGAAGUCUAUUUUUGAACGAGAGAAGCGCACAAACAUGGACGAACUUAGGGACACUGUACCUUCUACAGAAUGACCUUCUUCUUGCAAACGAGGCGUUCACACGAGCUCAAUCGAGCGACCCUGAUUUCGCACACGCCUGGAUUGGCCAAGGACUCCUCGCACUAUUGAUGACAGGUGAUAUCAAUGAAGCACAUCUUCUUUUCACGCAUGCAGUGGAGAUCGCAGAAUCUUCGUCCCUAAUAGCACAGCAACAAUAUGCCCAGUCAACUUUCGACCAGAUCCUCGCAAACUCCAGUGCCUUGAAUGUUACAGAUCUCGUACAGCCGUUAUUUGCUCUAAAUCAGCUUCAGUCGACGGUGCCCAGUGAUCUGGUGUAUCGGCAUCUGUCCACUCUCUUCCUAGAGCGAGUAGAUGAUGUCAAUCCAGCUGUCUCACGGCUGUCCAGAAUCUGCAGUACAGUCGAAGCGGACUAUGAAGUCACCGAGUCACCUUCCUCGUUGUCUCGAUUUGCGUUGGCCAAAGCAGAUCUUGCUCGGCUACAGCUCUCCACAGGAGCGUACACUGCAGCUAUUGACAGCGGCGAGACAGCUUUACAACUCAGCGCCGAAGAUGCCGGAAAUGAACUCUCGGCAGAAGCUCGUCAAAAGUGUAGAUUGUCAGCCCAUCUCACUGUCGGCCUUGCACAAUACUACAAUGACGAACCGGAGACGGCAUUAGAAUACUUCCAGCCCGCACUGGAGGAAUCCGCUGGGAACCCUGACGCCGUGUGUCUCUUAGCCCAGGUCCUAUGGGCAAAAGGAACCGAAGAGUCUCGAGGUAAAAGCCGAGAACUUCUGUUCGAUUGCAUUGAGAGCCAUCCAGACCAUGUGCAAUCCGUAUUGUUACUAGGCAUAAUUGCUCUUCUCGAUCAAGACACCGAAAGCCUUGAAGCCGUUACUUCCACUCUCCAAGAGCUGCGCGCAACACAUACAAUCACGGAGCGCGAACAGGAGCAUGUUAGUGAAGUUCUCCGCGCCAUCGCAGCAUUUUCCGAGGACGAUCCGGAACAAGCAAUGCUUUCUGAGAUCCAAACCGACGUGUUUCUCCAUCCUCAGCAAACGCACGGCUGGGGCCGUUUGGCCGAGUUGAGUUGGGAUGACAACGGAUAUGCUGCAGAUAUGGCGCUGAAUACUGCUAUUAAAGCGGUACCACCCCAUGGUGAAUUGGCUGCUGAGGACCUAUCAAGGGCGUUUGCGGGGACGGGAAAAGUUGGAGAUGCGCAAAAGGCGGUUAUGUUUUCACCUUGGGAACGGAGUGGCUGGGUUGCUUUGGAUGGCGCUUUGGUUACUGCGGAAUGA
Messenger RNA from Venustampulla echinocandica, 4278 nucleotides. RefSeq names its product TPR-like protein. The coding region runs from base 1 to 4278 and encodes 1425 amino acids. NCBI's taxonomy places the organism in Eukaryota, Fungi, Ascomycota, Leotiomycetes, Helotiales, Pleuroascaceae. Gene Ontology annotation, cellular component: Ski complex. Gene Ontology annotation, molecular function: protein binding. The transcript has 2 exons. The record is from RefSeq and is a predicted model, not a curated record.